This is a messenger RNA of Truncatella angustata, 716 nucleotides long. RefSeq lists its product as uncharacterized. The transcript is spliced from 2 exons. The record is from RefSeq and is a predicted model, not a curated record. The coding region runs from base 59 to 541 and encodes 160 amino acids. NCBI's taxonomy places the organism in Eukaryota, Fungi, Ascomycota, Sordariomycetes, Amphisphaeriales, Sporocadaceae.
AAGGGGUUAUUUUGAACCACAAGUAUCUCCAGCACUACCCACGGUUGAGACUCUGGACAUGUCUCUGAACCAGAGUGGGUGGCUAGAGGUCAACUUUAUGUGUUCUAGCUGCAAUCAAUGGGCCACAAAAGAUCUUCAAUCAUCGAUGCAGCCGCGGGUUUGGGCUACCGACCCGAAUCAGCGCUUCAAGGAUCUUUCCGAGGAAUCUACGAUCAGGAAACACGGAUACUAUGGAUACUUUAACUUGGUUAUGUCAGAAGACCUAAUCAAUUCCGAGACGCCCACCACACCGUUGAUAGAUCCGAGCAUCCAUAACCAGCACGACAGCCAGACGGAGAGCCCAGUCCCUUCUUCAAGCUUGUUUGCUUUCCAUGGUGCCUUGCUUGCUGUAUCCAGGAUGGUCAUAUACCCAAGUGGAGUGAUUGCGAUUCGCAGACAAUCCCAAACAUCAUUUUCAACUCACCUCUAUUUCCAGGUUCUAGCAACUAUCGGCUGUCCUUGUAGGUUACAUAUUGGCUAUCCAUGGUAUUAUCCGGACUAACAGGAUUGCUGUCUUGAGUAGCCAACACGGCCUAUUCGGUGUCUUCAUCCUAAUAUUGAUAACUUCACAACUGCUACUCGGAUACACUCACCACAGUGGUUUCAAGGCCGGAAUCGAAAGGCGUAUAACUACAACCGGCCACAUCUGGAUUGGACGGUUCUUGAUUUUGGCUGGA